This is a messenger RNA of Ostrea edulis (European flat oyster), 2866 nucleotides long. RefSeq names its product toll-like receptor 4. Lineage: Eukaryota; Metazoa; Mollusca; Bivalvia; Ostreida; Ostreidae. Gene Ontology annotation, biological process: immune response; toll-like receptor signaling pathway. The transcript has a single exon. The coding region runs from base 1 to 2205 and encodes 734 amino acids. The record is from RefSeq and is a predicted model, not a curated record. Gene Ontology annotation, molecular function: protein binding; transmembrane signaling receptor activity. Gene Ontology annotation, cellular component: membrane.
AUGGGGUACAUAAAAAUAUUGACCGCUGUCUUUGGACUACAAUCAUGGAUUAUAUUGUUAUUAUCGGCGGAUCAGCGUCUCAAAAAACGCGUCCCAAAUUGUUCUUUCACAGAGAUAGAGGGCGAAUUGUACGCAGAUUGCUCUAACAAGAAUCUAUCGAAUGCACCGAACUUCUCAAAUUGGACUUAUCCAAUUGUUGGAACAGACUUAUCCAUAAAUCACCUGUCCAAGUUCCCUUCACAUCUACCGAAGACGCUGAAGUAUCUAAAUGUCUCAGCAAACAGCUUGGACAGAUUGUCGAGACACGACAUUCGUGAGUAUCCACAGUUGAUUGAAUUACGGAUGUCCAAAUGCAAACUUAAAGUUCUGGAGUCUCACUCACUUAAUGGAAGCCAGUUAAGGUAUCUGGAUGUUUCUGGCAACAGAGAACUGACGUUGUCAGUGUUAAAGACUAUUUCGUGUGAUCUGGUGAACAGUUCAAUAGAAACUCUAAUCCUUGACGAACUUCAAUGCCCAGUCGGGCCUAGUAUUCCCCUAAGGGAAAAUUCUGUCAAGUGUCUGAGAAACACCAGUCUGAAAACGCUAUCUCUGGCAUCAAAUAGAAUUGUCUCCUUACACCAUCUUGUGAUACCAACACUCCCAGAGUCUUUAACAGUGCUCAAUUUAAGUGACAACAUGUUGAAUUGGGGGUGGUAUCUUUUUCAAUUUCCUCAGCUGAAAUCAAUAAAAGUUCUAGAUUUGAGUUACCAAUCUUAUGUCCCUGAACUACAUUUAGAGGAUAUAGAAUGUGCAUUUAAAGAGGAAAAUUGCACUACCGAGGAAAAUGAGCGAGAAGGAAGUGAACGAGAGCCAAACAUAUACGACUUUGAAAGAUUAAGAUAUACAAUCUAUCUUCCACAAUCAUUGGAAAAACUUUAUAUUCACAAUUGUGGUUUCAAAUUCAAAUUGAAUCAUCUUACUUACGAGGCUGGAGAAAAUCUAUCUUAUGUGACACUUCAAAACAAUGUAUUACAUGAAUGGAACGCUCGGCUGUAUGGAUUACAACCAGUGAGAUAUCUCGACAUGUCUAACAAUUUCUGCACCAAAGUCAACAAAGAUUUCUUUGUAGAUGGUAAAAAUUUAAUUUUUCUAGACCUAUCUAAGAAUAUCUUAGGUGAUAGCUUUGCGAAAGACACCGAUGGGAAUAUUUUCCGAUCCCUGGGGAGCCUAAAUAUUCUUGAUAUAUCCCAAAAUAAAAUCACAAUUUUACCACGUAAAAUGUUUCAGUCCACGGUCAAUUUAAGGGAGCUGAGACUUUCCCAUAACCAUAUCACAAAAUUUGAAGUUAUGAUUCAACAUAUGAAACACUUGUCUCUCCUGGAUAUUUCUCACAACCAAAUCGAGACCCUACCAGCAAAUAUUCAGGAAGCUAUAGAUGAAAUGGCGAAAACGCAUCCGAUAAAAAUAAACUUAUUUGGGAAUCCUUUAAGCUGCAGGUGUGAACAUUUAGAUUUUAUUGUAUGGCUUCAUCAACACCACAGCAACAUAAUUUUUAUGAAUUUUGAGAACUACAUAUGUGUUUUUCAGAACGAAAAACACGUUCUGAACAGCACUACGCUCCUGAAAUUGCACAAACAAUGUGCAGAAUAUUCCCUUCUAAGUGUCAUAUUGUUUGCUGUUAUUUUGAUAUUUACUAUCAGUGUAAUUUGUAAGAUCAUAUACCGGUUCAGAUGGCGCCUUCGUUACCUGUAUUACAUCACUGUAAAACAAUCAAACGCAGAUACAGCUGACCCAAAACCGUACAGGUAUCACGCUUUUAUUUCAUAUGCAGCGGAAAACGAAACCUUUGCAAUUGAUGUCAUCAACGAUUUGGAAAGAAACAGUAAUCUUAGAGUGUGCUUCCAUAGCAGAGAUUUUAUUCCAGGCACAGCCAUUGCCGACAAUAUAUCGAAUGCCAUUCAGAAUAGCAGACGAACUGUGUGUUUUGUGACGUCACAUUUUCUUCAAUCCUAUUGGUGUAUGUUUGAAUUCAACAUGGCACGCAUGGUGUCGUUCUAUUCUCGAGCCGGAGAAAAUGUUCUUAUUCUUGUUCUUCUUGAGAAAUAUCCGACACACAAGAUGCCAUUGGACUUGAUAGAGUUUAUUCAGUACAAUUCGUACCUGGAAUAUCCAGGGAAUUUUGUUGACAAAGAAUCCUUCACUUCACAGCUUGCAAAACACCUGUAGACCAAAUUUUGUAUUAAUGUAUUGAGAACAAACUUAUUGCUGUUACGCAACUAGGUGAAGGGUUUCGAUAGUAAAAUGCACACUAAUUUUGGGACAACAUUACACUUUGAAAUCACAAGUAAAAGUACAAUUGUUACGGUUAAAUAUUGAAACAAUACUACCUAUGUGUUGACUGUGAUUGAGCUACCAUAAAUUUCUGUCAUGGUAUUUUCCCGUGACGUCAGUUGAAUAUUACGUAACACUUUAUUUUUGGAAAACACCAAGAGGCCCUAGUUGUAAACAAAAGUUCGGGUUGAUGUGUGUUAUCAGCUGAAUAUUUAUUGAUAUAGUUAGAAAUAAAUAAAAAUCCUUUACAUGAAAGAUGUUGGGAGCAAAUGCAUACUUAAACUAAGCAUGCUAUAUUGAACAACAUACCAACACCACCAGUGAAUAAUCAUGGUUGUCAACAUUCCAAUAGAUACCAUACCGUUCAUAUACAAGAGAGAAGUUGCUCCCAGAUCUUUUAAAAGCUUGUUCUGAGUAUGGUCAGUUUUUUAAUCAAGGCACGCUAAUGACAAGCACGUUGAUUGUGCAGGGGUUCCAACAGUUUCGUUUAAAGUCAGCAUUUCGCAAAUGAUAUGUUCGUUAUAACAAUCUAAUUAGCAAAUAAAACCUAUCACUG